AUGGAGCACUAUAUGGACGAGAAGUGGAAGAUAACGUCCAAGGAUGAUAAGAACAGCCAUUGGCAUAAUUCCUCGUCAGGCAAGUCCUCGUCACUGCCGAGGAGCGUUUCCCAGAGGGGCUCGACCACAAAGUCACUCAAGAAUCCUUUCAACCUGUCGAGGAGCGCUUCACAGAAGAGCGCAUCGACCAAGUCGUCUCUGUCGAGGAGUUCAUCGCAGAGGUGCUCGGAGUUCACGCGCAAGUGCAGCAGCCUGGCCAAGGAACAGAAAGCCAAGUUCUACAUUGUGAAGAGGUGCAUCACGAUGCUGGUCAGCUGGAAGAAGAACGGCGACUCUUGA
Molecule: messenger RNA, 339 nt
Organism: Sesamum indicum (sesame)
Lineage: Eukaryota; Viridiplantae; Streptophyta; Magnoliopsida; Lamiales; Pedaliaceae
Source: RefSeq, a predicted model, not a curated record